Messenger RNA from Bipolaris maydis ATCC 48331, 1287 nucleotides. RefSeq lists its product as uncharacterized. Gene Ontology annotation, molecular function: hydrolase activity, acting on carbon-nitrogen (but not peptide) bonds, in linear amidines. Lineage: Eukaryota; Fungi; Ascomycota; Dothideomycetes; Pleosporales; Pleosporaceae. The record is from RefSeq and is a predicted model, not a curated record.
AUGACUUCGAGUUCUCUCAAGAUCAAUGGAGACAGACUGAACAGUACUUUACAAUAUACUUGUACACAAUAUGGCGCUCUUGCGGCCCCUUCAACAGGCAUGUGUCGUCUCACUCUCACGCCAGAAGAUCAAGCCGCGCGAGACUGGCUAGUGGCAGAAUGCAAGAGUCUGGGAUGCGAAAUCAAGGUUGACCAAAUGGGAAAUAUUUUUGCAAUUCGUGAGGGUACAGCCAACGACAAGAAGCCAAUUGGUAUGGGCAGUCAUAUGGAUACACAGCCUGCAGGUGGGAGAUACGACGGCAUCUUAGGCGUUCAAGCUGCCCUCGAAGUCCUUCGUACCCUCCACGAAAACAACAUCUCAACCCACUGUCCCCUGGCCUUAAUAAACUGGACUAACGAAGAAGGCGCCCGUUUCCCCGGCGCAAUGAUGUCCUCUGGUGUCUGGAGCCAGCACUCCAGCACCCCCCUCUCCGCCUGCUGGUCCGUCCUCGACACCGAUGGUAUAACCAUGAAAGACGCACUGCAAAGCAUAAACUAUCUCGGCGAAACCCCCUGCUCCCACCUCGACAACCCCCUCCACUGCCACUUCGAACUCCACAUCGAGCAGGGCCCCUUACUCGAGCGCGCCCAGAAAACCGUCGGCGUCGUCGAAACUGUCCAGGGAAUGCAAUGGUACGCCAUCCGCGUGCUGGGCAAAGAAGGCCACUCAGGCACCACCCCCAUGCCCGACCGCUCAGAUGCCCUCGUCACGGCCUCGCGCCUCAUCACCGCCGUCCGCGACACAGCACUACACACGGAACUCGGCGUUGCGACCGUCGGCGUGAUAAAAAGCGACACGGCAUCCCAAGCCACGAUUCCCGCAGGCGUCGAUUUCAUAAUCGACAUAAGAUGCUCCACCGACGCCUUGGUGGCCCAGCUUUCCACUGCCAUUUUCGCCGCAUUCGACAAAAUCAUCGCCGAGGAAACGAAUGGCACGAGCUACACGGUGCAGCGCACGUGGGGCCUCCCAGAGUCAAAGUUUCAUCCGCAUUGCAUCGAGGCUGUGCGGGCUGCGGCGGUCAAGCUUGUGGGCAAAGACCAGGUCAUGAGCAUGAUGAGUAGAGCGGGCCACGAUAGUGCGUGGACAAGUCGCGUGGUACCUACGAGUAUGAUUUUUGUGCCGAGCAGAGAUGGAAUUAGUCAUAAUCCUGAGGAGUAUACGAGUCCUGAGCAUUGUGCGUUGGGGGCGCAGGUGCUGCUUGAUGCCGUGUUGGCGUAUGACGAGAAAGUUGCAAAGGGGGUUUAUUAG